UUUCUUUCUCACCACGGGGAUGAGCUGCUUCAUUAUCAUCUAAAUUGGAAGUCAUGGUGAUGGAAACCAACAUGUCUGACAAAAGUGACUUGAAAGCCGAGCUAGAGCGCAAAAAGCAGCGCUUGGCACAGAUAAGAGAAGAGAAGAAACGGAAGGAAGAGGAGAGGAAGAAGAAAGAGGCUGAUCUGCAGCAGAAGAAAGAGCCCGUCCAGGAUGACUCGGAUCUGGACCGCAAGCGACGGGAGACUGAGGCCCUGCUGCAGAGCAUUGGCAUCUCGCCGGAGCCGCCGCUAGUCCCAACCCCUAUGUCUCCCUCCUCGAAAUCAGCGAGCACUCCCAGUGAAGCUGGCAGCCAAGACUCAGGCGACCUGGGGCCAUUAACAAGGACCCUGCAGUGGGACACAGACCCCUCAGUGCUCCAGCUGCAGUCAGACUCAGAACUUGGAAGAAGAUUGCAUAAGCUGGGUGUGUCGAAGGUCACCCAAGUGGACUUCCUGCCAAGGGAAGUAGUGUCCUACUCGAAGGAGACCCAGACUCCACUUGCAACACAUCAGUCUGAAGAGGAUGAAGAAGAUGAGGAAAUGGUGGAGCCGAAAGCCGGCCAUAAUUCAGAGCUGGAAAAUCAAGACCAAAAGCAGGAGGUCAAGGAAGCCCCUCCAAGGGAACUGACAGAGGAAGAAAAACAGCAGAUUCUUCAUUCCGAGGAGUUCCUCAUCUUCUUUGAUCGCACGAUACGGGUCAUUGAAAGAGCCCUGGCUGAAGACUCCGACAUCUUUUUUGACUACAGCGGUCGGGAGUUAGAGGAAAAAGAUGGGGAUGUCCAGGCGGGAGCCAAUCUUUCCUUCAAUCGUCAGUUCUACGAUGAGCAUUGGUCCAAGCAUCGAGUAGUUACUUGCAUGGACUGGUCUCUCCAGUACCCUGAGCUGAUGGUUGCCUCCUACAACAACAAUGAGGAUGCGCCCCAUGAACCAGAUGGAGUGGCCUUGGUGUGGAACAUGAAGUUCAAGAAAACCACGCCCGAGUAUGUCUUCCAUUGCCAGUCCUCUGUGAUGUCGGUCUGCUUCGCACGCUUCCAUCCCAACCUGGUGGUUGGUGGGACUUACUCGGGCCAGAUCGUCCUCUGGGACAAUCGCAGUCAUCGGAGGACACCGGUGCAGCGGACACCCUUGUCAGCGGCAGCGCACACGCAUCCUGUGUACUGCGUCAACGUGGUUGGGACCCAGAAUGCUCACAACCUCAUCACUGUCUCCACUGACGGCAAGAUGUGCUCCUGGAGCCUGGACAUGCUCUCCACACCACAGGAGAGCAUGGAAUUGGUGUACAACAAGUCCAAGCCUGUUGCCGUGACUGGGAUGGCCUUCCCCACAGGCGAUGUCAACAAUUUCGUGGUCGGCAGCGAGGAGGGGACAGUCUAUACAGCCUGCCGUCACGGAAGCAAAGCCGGCAUCGGCGAAGUCUUUGAAGGUCACCAGGGUCCGGUGACAGGGAUCAACUGCCACAUGGCCGUGGGCCCAAUCGACUUUUCACACCUGUUUGUCACGUCAUCCUUUGACUGGACGGUCAAACUGUGGACCACGAAGCACAACAAGCCGCUGUACUCCUUUGAAGACAACGCCGACUACGUGUACGACGUCAUGUGGUCCCCCGUGCACCCCGCGCUCUUCGCCUGCGUGGACGGCAUGGGGCGCCUGGACCUCUGGAACCUCAACAACGACACCGAGGUUCCAACAGCAAGUGUAGCCAUCGAGGGAGCGUCCGCUCUAAACCGUGUUCGUUGGGCCCAGGCUGGCAAAGAAGUUGCUGUCGGGGACUCAGAAGGCCGAAUCUGGAUCUACGACGUUGGAGAGCUGGCGGUUCCCCACAACGACGAGUGGACCCGAUUUGCCAGGACCCUCGUGGAGAUCCGUGCCAACAGAGCCGACAGCGAGGAGGAGGGCGCCGUCGAGUUGUCUGCCUAGAGGCGGCGACCCCCACCGCAGCCCCCGCCCUGUCCUAGACGCGCGUCUGCAGUCAAGUCCGCUGUGUUCAGUGUCCCGUCUUCGGUAUCACUGUGCCGUGAUAUGGAGUGCUGUGUUGUGCCGGUCUGGCGUCAAGUGUUCCACAUGUUCCUGCCACGCUGUCCACUGACCUGAAAUUCACUGCAGCAUUUCUGUCUUUACAUUUCUGUCUCAACGACGAAAGGGGGUGGGGGGUGGGGGGUGGGAAUCUACGGGUUAGCCAUUGCCUUGUACCUACUUAGUAGCUCUAUUAAUAGCUGGAACGCUCUGGCUCGCUGUGUGCCUGACGCACUCCUGGCGCGGCCUAUUAAAUCCAUAUGAACCAGGCAUGAUUGGGCGCAGAUGUGCCGCCCCGUGCCGGGCGCAGGGCCUGAGACAGCCACGGCGUUUCUCAUGGUGACUCGCAUUAUAAAUGGAUUUGCUAGAACAUUGCUGCUCCUUAUUUAUUGCAGUGUGCUGCAUGGAACGUAUUUAUUUGAAAGCAUUAAAACAAACGAUCCUGGGGCAUGUGCAUAAUGAGAGCACUGUAUUCUCUCGGCUGCUGCCGAGGUUACAUUAAGUUCCAAGUAACAAUUACAGUAUGCCAGUUCCACUGAGCACGGGAGAGCUUUAGACAUUUGUUGCAGUGAACGGAAUGAAUUUUACUGCCUAUUAUUUCUAGGUACUUUAACAAUAUUUCAAAUAGAGUUGACCACUGAUACUUGUCAUUGAAGCUAACACAGUCUGACAAAAGUCUGUGGUUCCUAGACAUGACACCAGUAUUGCCAAUAAAAUGCUCCAAACCAGG
Molecule: messenger RNA, 2784 nt
Organism: Carlito syrichta (Philippine tarsier)
Lineage: Eukaryota; Metazoa; Chordata; Mammalia; Primates; Tarsiidae
Gene: DYNC1I1
Product: dynein cytoplasmic 1 intermediate chain 1
Exons: 17
Coding region: 54-1958 (634 amino acids)
Biological process (GO): transport along microtubule
Cellular component (GO): cytoplasmic dynein complex
Molecular function (GO): dynein heavy chain binding; dynein light chain binding
Source: RefSeq, a predicted model, not a curated record